Stegastes partitus (bicolor damselfish) is the source of this 1799-nucleotide messenger RNA. Its product is annotated as abl interactor 2-like. Gene Ontology annotation, biological process: neuron migration. The coding region runs from base 9 to 1799 and encodes 596 amino acids. Lineage: Eukaryota; Metazoa; Chordata; Actinopteri; Pomacentridae. The transcript has 12 exons. The record is from RefSeq and is a predicted model, not a curated record. Gene Ontology annotation, molecular function: signaling adaptor activity; SH3 domain binding. Gene Ontology annotation, cellular component: lamellipodium; SCAR complex; actin-based cell projection.
AUGUAAAGAUGGCGGAGCUGCAGAUGCUGCUGGAGGAGGAGAUUCCUGCGGGACGGAGAGCCUUACUGGACAGCUUCACCAACCUGGAGAGGGUCGCCGAGUACUGCGAGAGCAACUAUGUCCAGUCCGCAGACAAGCAGCGAGCGCUGGAGGAAACCAAGAGCUACACCACCCAGUCUCUGGCCAGCGUCGCCUACCUCAUCAACACGCUGGCCAACAAUGUGCUGCAGAUGCUGGACAUCCAGGCCUCGCAGCUCCGUCGCAUGGAGAGCUCCGUCAACCACAUUUCACAGACCGUUGACAUUCACAAGGAGAAGGUGGCGCGGCGGGAGAUCGGCAUCCUGACCACCAACAAAAACACCACUCGCUCUCAUAAAAUCGUCGCUCCGGCCAAUCCAGAGAGGCCGGUGCGCUACAUCAGGAAGCCCAUCGACUACAGCGUGCUGGACGACAUUGGACACGGAGUCAAGUGGUUGUUGAGGUUCAAGGUGAACGGCCAGCAGAACAUGAAGCUAGGAGGGAGUCUGUCCCGGUCCAAUCCUCCCACCCAGAAGCCGCCCAGCCCUCCGAGGGCAGGAAAGGGCAUCUUAGGGAAGAACUCCCCCUACAGGACACUGGAGCCGGUGCGCCCCCCGGUGGUGCCCAACGACUACGUCUCCAGCCCGACCAGGAACAAUAUGGCCGGCGGGCAGCUUCCGAGUCCGGCCCGCACCGCCACCCUCAACCACCGACCCCGAACGUACAGCGGCAGCAGCGGAGGCAGCCAUCCCAGCAGCAGCAGUCGCAGCAGCAGCAGGGAGAACAGCGGCAGCGGCAGCGUCGGCAUUCCCAUCGCCGUGCCGACGCCCUCCCCGCCCUCCACCUUCCCAGUUUCCCCGACUACUGGACCUGCUAGCUCCUCCUCCACAGCUCCUAACUCCUCCCCUUCACCCUCACCGACUCCCUCCUCCUUCUCCUCCUCCUCGUCCACCACCACCCUAACACAACCCAACGCUCCUUUGCCGCCAAACUCACCCUCGCAACACGCCGACUCGUCUCCUCAGCAAAGCUCGCGGCCGAACGCUCCCAACGCCUCCCCGCUCUCUAACCCCUCCCCCAGCGCCGCCGACGUCCAAUCAGAACUGUCUCCUCUCCUUCCUCCCGCCCCUCCUCCUCCACUGUCCUCCUCCUCCUCUUCCUCAUCACCUGCUGAAGGUCCCAUCGUCCCUCAGUUCUACAGCAUGAACCGGCCUCAGCCUCGACAGCAGACUCCUCAGGUGGGGGGUUCGCUGCCGUACCGCCGGCCCCCCUCUGUGACCGGCCAGCCAAUCGUAACGCAGAAUCAGGUCAACGGCGGCCCCUACUACAACCAGAGCCCAGCCUCCCCUCCACCUCCGUCCCUCCUCCAGUUCACCCCUCAGCUUCCUCUGAUGGGUUUCGUCGCUCGUGUUCAGGAGUCCAUUUCAGACGCCCCUCCUCCCCCCCAACCUGCCGCCGAGAGCCAAUCAGGGCCCGAGGAGGCCCCGCCCACUCCUGAGCCGCUACAGGACGGACACGAGGAGGAGGACUCGGCCGUGGUGGAGUACAACGACCCGUACGCUGAGGAAGACCCUCCGUGGGCCCCCAGGAGCUACCUGGAGAAAGUGGUGGCCAUCUACGACUACACGGCCGACAAGGAGGACGAGCUGUCGUUUCAGGAAGGAGCCAUCAUCUACGUGAUCAAGAAGAACGAGGACGGCUGGUUCGAGGGCGUGAUGAACGCCACCACCGGCCUCUUCCCCGGAAACUACGUGGAAUCCAUCAUGCACUACGCCGACUGA